Molecule: messenger RNA, 1182 nt
Organism: Morchella sextelata
Lineage: Eukaryota; Fungi; Ascomycota; Pezizomycetes; Pezizales; Morchellaceae
Exons: 1
Coding region: 1-1182 (393 amino acids)
Source: RefSeq, a predicted model, not a curated record
AUGCCCUUUGGAGCAUUGGCGAGUGCUCUACAAUUGCUCAUCGUAGAUUUUGGUAUGAAGGAUAAGUUAUCAAGGGGACAGGGAGACUGUCAGUUCAAAGAGACUGCCAGUGAUAGUGAUGAUGAUGAUGACGGCGGUGGUCGGGCAGCCGGAAGACGCUCUGGUGAAGGGAAAGAGCAAGCAGUACCCUCGGAACUUGUGCGCUCUUCCAUAAUGAUUACCGUGGUGGACUCCAAUACGCUAAGAGCAUUCUUUAUCCUCGACCCACCACCUACUUAUGACUGGAAUGAUCCCCUGAAUGAACCUUCGUUCAUCGAAAUUUUGACCGAGACAACUUUCUCCAAGCUAUGCAACUUGAUCCUGAAGUACACCGUAUAUGGCAAAGUAGGCAGGACUAUAUGGGAGGCAAUUGAGAACGUCACCCCAUCAGCUGUUCCUCCCGUUCAGCCGGUGGAGGUACAAAUCAUCGAUUCAGACGCGCUCGAAGGUUGGUUGAAGAACAGCAAUGCCAGGCCUCAGAAAAUAUUAGCGGUUCUGCACAGAGCAGUUGUGAGUACUAACCUGGUUGAUGCGGAAUCCCCCCCAUUGAAUCCGGCUUUCCCUCACAUUGAGGAAACUUAUUAUAACAUUAUCGAUAUUCCUACAGAGGAUUCGGAUUACGAGGAGAGAAAGCACCUGGUAAAUGUCAAAGGACUGAGGGUAUAUAUUCCUAGAACUGAGGCCAGUAAUCAAAUGCUAAUUCAAACUCUUGUUAGGCAUCACGAUAGAGAGCAAGAUGCUAUCGACGAUUUAGACUCCGAAUACUUUAGGAAGUAUCGUUUGGGUGUUGGGGUUGCUGACCCAAAUUUUUUACAGGGGAUGAUCUUAACACCUGCCAGGAUAGCAGUCAAGAGAGCUGCUGAUGCAUUCAUGGCUUGUGCUGUUGGAUAUAGUGGUGGAGAUAGAGAUGGUGGUGGUGGUGGUGGUGGUGGUGGUGGUGGUGGUGGUGGUGGUGGUGGUGGUGGUGGUGGUGGUGGUGGUGGUGGUGGUCUAGAACCUCCAUCUUCUCUGAGCGGACCUCCUUCUCUUCUGGGCAGCGGUGGUGGUGGAGGAUCAGCUGGAGACGGUGGUGGUAGUGGAGGUGAUGGGCCAGCUAAAGACGAUGGCGAUAGUAGUGGUGGUGAUAGUGGCAGGCAUCAUUAA